This is a messenger RNA of Arxiozyma heterogenica, 951 nucleotides long. RefSeq names its product rRNA methyltransferase NOP1 (gene NOP1). Gene Ontology annotation, molecular function: rRNA methyltransferase activity; histone H2AQ104 methyltransferase activity; RNA binding. Gene Ontology annotation, biological process: rRNA methylation; box C/D sno(s)RNA 3'-end processing. Bases 1 to 951 code for a protein of 316 amino acids. Gene Ontology annotation, cellular component: box C/D methylation guide snoRNP complex; small-subunit processome; nucleolus. The record is from RefSeq and is a predicted model, not a curated record. NCBI's taxonomy places the organism in Eukaryota, Fungi, Ascomycota, Saccharomycetes, Saccharomycetales, Saccharomycetaceae. The transcript has a single exon.
AUGUCAUUCAGACCAGGUAGUAGAGGUGGUGCUAGAGGUGGCCGUGGUGGUGCCAGAGGUGGUGCUAGAGGUGGUGCCAGAGGUGGCCGUGGUGGUGCCAGAGGUGGUGCUAGAGGUGGUCGUGGCGGUGCCAGAGGUGGUGCUAGAGGUGGUCGUGGCGGUGCCAGAGGUGGUAGAGGUGGUCGUGGUGGUGCUAAAAGUGGUGCCAAGGGUGGUGCCAAAGUUGUCAUCGAACCUCACAAACAUGCCGGUGUCUUCAUUGCUAGAGGUAAGGAAGAUCUUUUAGUUACCAAGAACAUGGCUCCAGGCGAAUCUGUCUACGGUGAAAAGAGAAUCUCUGUGGAAGAACCAUCCAAAGAAGAUGGUGUUCCACCAACAAAAGUCGAAUACCGUGUUUGGAACCCAUUCAGAUCUAAGCUUGCAGCUGGUAUCAUGGGUGGUUUAGAUGAAUUAUUUAUUGCCCCAGGUAAGAAAGUUCUUUAUUUAGGUGCUGCCUCCGGUACUUCUGUCUCACAUGUCUCUGAUGUCGUUGGCCCAGAAGGUGUUGUCUACGCUGUUGAAUUCUCUCAUAGACCAGGUAGAGAAUUGAUCUCCAUGGCUAAGAAGAGACCAAACGUUGUUCCAAUUAUCGAAGAUGCUAGACACCCACAAAAAUACAGAAUGCUUGUAGAUAUGGUCGACUGUGUCUUUGCUGAUGUUGCUCAACCGGAUCAAGCUCGUAUUAUCGCUUUGAACUCUCACAUGUUCCUAAAGGAUAAAGGUGGUGUUGUCAUUUCUAUUAAAGCUAACUGUAUCGACUCUACUGUAGAUGCUGAAACAGUCUUUGCUAGAGAAGUCCAAAAAUUACGUGAAGAACGUAUCAAACCAUUAGAACAAUUGACUCUAGAACCUUAUGAAAGAGACCAUUGUAUUGUUAUUGGUAGAUACAUGAGAAGUGGAUUAAAGAAAUAA